Eleginops maclovinus (Patagonian blennie) is the source of this 3881-nucleotide messenger RNA. RefSeq names its product calcium channel, voltage-dependent, beta 3a (gene cacnb3a). Bases 216 to 1910 code for a protein of 564 amino acids. The record is from RefSeq and is a predicted model, not a curated record. Gene Ontology annotation, biological process: calcium ion transmembrane transport. Gene Ontology annotation, cellular component: voltage-gated calcium channel complex. The transcript is spliced from 14 exons. Lineage: Eukaryota; Metazoa; Chordata; Actinopteri; Perciformes; Eleginopidae. Gene Ontology annotation, molecular function: protein binding; voltage-gated calcium channel activity.
CCCCGAUGUAGCUUAUAAUAACACCCAUUUUUGUUAGCUUUUUCUAUCAGCUUUGCUCGGAUAUUAGACGCCUUUUUUCCUGCCCAAUUUUCCGCUCCUUCAUGCCGCUUCCCCCGCUCUCUUUACCGCAUUUUCAAUGUAUUUUGUGCCCCUUGUUUCCUCCGGUAACGUUAACCCAUGUCUGUGUGCAUCCCGCCUCCCUGCGCCCUCAAUAGAUGGUGCAAGUCAAAAUGUCCAAAUCGCCCGUAGACCCUCUGUCUGCUGUGGAAACUGGCUCUCAAUCGCACUAUUUUCAGCUGCCCAGGAAGUUGCCUAAACGCAAGAGCCGCUUCAAACGCUCAGAUGGCAGCACGUCUUCUGACACAACAUCCAGCUUCAUCAAACGGCAGGGGUCGGCUGAUUCGUACACCAGUAGACCGUCGGAUUCAGACCUGUCAGCAGAGGAGGACCGCGAGGCGUAUCGGCGUGAAGCCGAGCGCCAGGCACAGCUGCAGCUCGACAGAGCUAAGUCCAAACCUGUAGCUUUUGCAGUAAAGACGAAUGUGAGUUACUGUGGGGCUCUGGAUGAGGACUGUCCUGUCCAAGGAGCUGCAGUCAAUUUCGAUGCCAAAGACUUCUUGCACAUCAAAGAAAAGUAUAACAAUGACUGGUGGAUCGGCCGGCUGGUGAAAGAGGGAGCGGACAUCACCUUCAUCCCCAGCCCUCUACGACUAGAGGCCAUGAGACUCAAGCAGGAGCAGAAACAGAGGAAAACAGGGGGUAACUCCUCUAGUUUAGGGGACAUGGUGACAGGGAAUUGGAGGACCACACCGCCAUCUGCAGGUGAAUCCAAACAGAAGCAAAAACAGGAACACGUCCCUCCUUACGAUGUGGUGCCCUCUAUGAGGCCGGUGGUCCUCGUGGGACCAUCGCUGAAGGGCUAUGAGGUAACGGACAUGAUGCAGAAAGCUCUCUUUGACUUCCUGAAACACAGAUUUGAUGGAAGAAUCUCAAUCACACGCGUAACUGCCGACCUGUCUUUAGCCAAGAGAUCUGUCCUCAAUAAAAGACCCAUCAUGGAGAGGUCCAACACUCGCUCCAGUCUAGCGGAGGUUCAGAGUGAGAUCGAGAGGAUAUUUGAACUCGCCAAAACCCUGCAGCUGGUGAUUCUGGACGCUGACACCAUCAACCAUCCUGCACAGCUAGCCAAAACCUCCCUCGCUCCCAUCAUCGUCUACGUCAAAGUUUCCUCACCAAAGGUGCUCCAGAGACUUGUCAAAUCCAGGGGGAAGUCUCAGAGCAAGCACCUGAAUGUGCAGAUGAUGGCUGCAGACAAACUCUCUCAGUGCCCCCCUGAUAUGUUUGAUGUCAUUUUGGAUGAGAACCAGCUGGAGGAUGCAUGUGAGCACUUGGCUGAGUACCUGGAGAUUUACUGGCGUGCGACUCACCUCCCGGGCAACACGCCUCUCAAUCCGCUCCUGGAGCAAACUCUGAUGACCCCGCCUUCUGCCAUCUCCAGCCUCCAGAACAAGAACCAGCCGCAGCCUCGUGAGGCGGUGGGAUUGGAGGGUGAGGAGGAGGCGGGUGAGGAGGUCCACUCCCCCCUGGAGCAGGACAGUCUUAUGCCGUCUGACGAGGCCAGCGACUCCCUGUCUCGCGGCCGGAGGGGGAGCCUGUGCCAAAGGGGGGGUGUUGAGGACGAAGAGGAGGAAGAAGAAGAGGAGGAGGAGGAGGAGGAUGAGUUUGCCUCCCCCUGCCAUGCUCGCACUUACAGGGACAUGUACCCCCCUCACCGUGGGCACAGCGGUAGCGUCCACAGUGCCAACGGGCACGAGUCAGAGGACAGGCUGCUGCAACGAGAAGCCCAGCAGGGUCACAACCAGAGGAACAACCGCCAGCGCAGCCGCCCCUGGCCCCGAGACACCUACUGAGGAACCCCCCAACCCCCCGGCCUCCAGAUCAGCCGUCUGACUGUCCCCAAAUUGGCCCCAAAUCAGAAACAGAUUCCCAGUUUAUUUGGUAGACAACUUUAGGUCUCUUUUUUAAGAAUUGACAGUCACUCUAUUCCAGAUUCCCAGACUGAAUUUAUCUUUAAGGGUCGCACUGACCUCUUCAGGGUCAAGUCUUUUAGAUUAAAGGGACAAUUCUCCACCUUUUUAAAUGGAUAUCCAAUCGGUUUCUUUGGUUAAUUGAAGCAAAUAAUCCCUCUGUGCAUGCUUUAGUGUUCAAGGAAGCUGCUUUCUCCUGCCUACAUUUACCAGGAGGCAUUGUGUGUGCACUUUCAGCUAUAGAUGGUUGGUAAGCUUAUGCUCUAUCUGCUGCAUUAUAUAGGAGUGAGAUGAAACUCUGUAAGCUGUAUCUCUGCCCAUGCCAUCUUCUGGUUUUAUAGACUGGUUAAAUAUUUUUUGGAGUGGCAUUUAGAGCAUGCAAGCCCCCUAGCCACCAGAGGGGGGUAAUACAAAUCUAAGAUAAGUUUGCUUGUAGUUCUUCCUUGCAUCUAAAAUACAUCAGUCACUUCAAAAUGACAGUGCUGGAUGCAGGAAGAACAGAUUACGCAGCAGGAGACCUCAUCCUUCUAUCAUUAUAGCACACACUGAGGAAUAUAUCGCUUCAAUCGACUACUUUUACCAUCAAAGCUGUAUGGACCUCCACAAAAAAGCUGGUCGAUUUUCCCUUUAAAGUCAACAGGGCUACUCCCCUCUGCAAUGGAAAGGUUUCAGGCUACCAGCUGUACGCAAACUCAAACUUUAGCUGCUCGGCCUAAAGUUUCUCUAUUGUAGGAUGUCUCAUACACUGGCCUUAAAAUUCCUAAGACUUUUAACUAUCUUUACUAUUGCAUGUUUGAGUAUAAUUAUUUUAAGACUAUUUGCACAUUGACGUCAGAACAGGAACUGAAUGAUCUUUACGGAUAGACCCUAAUGUAGGAAUGUCUUCUUAUGGGAAAUAGGAAUGCAUUUGAUUACAAUGUAUAUACUGAAUGGGCACCUGGUUUUGUUUCAUUGCUACUAUAUUUGUUAGAUUUUGUUUAUAUGGACUUGUUUGUUGUUUUUGGAGAAAUGUUGCCACCCAUGUGUUUUUACUCUGAAGAUGGUGAUGGAGACACACACACACACACACACACACACACACACACAGACUGGUUCUCAAUGUAAGUUAGUGGUAUGAAGCUGCAGUACAUUACAGUGCUUCUUUCUGGGCAUCACUCGUCUUUUGCUGUUGUACAAUCACUCUUCACACCUCUUAGAGAAGACAAAAAAAAAAUCUCAAAACGAGCACAGAGAAUGUAAACACAACUAAGAAAAAGGGAAUGUUAUCUUUUUAAAGGGCGAAUUACUUGCCGAACUUGCUUGUUUACAUGAUCAUUCACAUAUUAUCAAGCGCACGCUGCACACGCGCUGCAGCUUCAGAUCUUCAGAGAAUGUAAGCUUGCAUGCCUUUUUUGCACCUCCAGCACCACCGGGUGUUUCCAAAACCCAACCGAUCGCCCUGUAAUUCGAUUGUAGCACGUUAUUGAUUGUAGCAUCCACAGUUUCUACACUUAAUCUCACUCCACCCCCCCCCCUCCACCCCUCCUGUGUGUCUUUGCCAUUCGUUGCGUUACGUACUGCAGUUUUAUUCGGGUUUUCAUCAAAGCAGAUCCUCAGGUGUAAGUCCUACACACUCAUCGCGCUCAACUCCACGAAUGUGUCGUGCUCGUGAGGGACUCGUAGCACGCGUGACAUGAUGUCAUUCUGUUCCUGCAUCGUUAUUAUUAUUAUUAUUGAGUCCACCAGCCGAUGUUAUCAGCCGGCUUUAGGAGUUACUGGUUUACUGCUUCCAUGUCUCACAGGUAUCUCUAUCUAGUGUUCUGUAUAUUUUGAAGACAAAAAAAAAUCAGCAUGAUUGAAAAAAAAAAAAACCUA